AUGUUAGCCGGUGUGACAGUUCCCGUCGUCGACCUGAAGAGUCAGGUUGACGGAAUCAUCAGAACAGUUCGCGGCCAUCGAGAGAAAGUGGCUCAGGAUACACCGAAUAGCUUCGCAAGCAAACUAUACAUUGAAGACUGGCGAGAGAUCCGCCGUGCAUUCGCCGCGGCAGCAGAAGGCCGCGUGCCUCUUUCCGCGCGACUGGCUGAGGCGUGCCGCCUCGGAUUUCAGCUUGCGUCCCUCGGCGCCACUGAACUCACCUGGUCAGCGGUCUGUGAAAGCUUCGAGGACGAAUGGAGCGGCCGAAUUCGGGCCUUCGUGACUCAACAUGAAGCUAGCAACCGGCGGCUGUUCACAAGCGCUGCCGCCACCACGAAUCAUGGCGACCUGACCCCAUCACCUGCGACCCGAGAAGGAAUCUCGGGGAAGGACUUUACCGACGCAUCGCCGCGGCUUUGUCACCCUACCUGGAAGGAUGGGGAUGCGCCGCUGAUCGCUGCGCUGUACAGAAUGCUUCAACUGCGAACUGUGGUCUCAGUACAGCGCGUGCUCCAGAGUGACCCAGGUUUGCGCAAGACACAGUCUGUUCAAGAACUCCUCGAGCGACUGGACGAGUGCCGGAGUUACCUGCAUGCUUUCCUCCAGCUCUCGCACGAGGACCGCGAGUCACAGUACUGGAUUCCACUGAGCUGCAGCACGAUGAUCUACACCAUCUGCAGAUACUUGAGAGUGGAACAGCAUGCAUCGAUCUGUAGACCAUACCUGGCAUGGGCGCUCUCCUGCCUCGGUUCCAGCGCUCUACUCCUUGCGCCGCAGUACCUGGCUUGGAAAUCCUCUCUAGCUCUUCAGACGCUACGCGUCAGUGAAGCGGAAAGGGCGUUCAAUGACGCCAUCCGCGUGUGUGCGCGCAUGCUUGGCGAAGUCACACGGCUGGAGCUUUACGAGUCCAUGGAGCCUCCCGUCCCGCCCGAAAUUCAUUCCAUCUUGGCUCACACGCGGUUCCUCUUCGCGGCGCUCAGCCUCAAAUACAAAUGCUGGGCUCAGGAGCUUUCAGUAAGCACUGCCGUCGAGAGCCUCCAGCAGCUCACGAGGGACUUCGCGGAGCUGUAUGGCCACGCAAAAGACGCCGAGAAUUUGAGCCCGAACUUCGGCCGGGGGGCAGCCGCGGGCGUUUCCGCGCCGCACCCUCAGGGCCUGGAUGCAGCGGCUGACUCGCUGUCUGGCUCAACUUAUCUGCCAAAGCGCCUCUUCAUCACGCUGCUGCUCGAGUUCGCGACCGUGGGCGACGAAUCGCAGCGCCUCACUCAGCUUCCGGACUGGGGGAUCCACGUCGCUGUCCAGCCACCUCCUGAGCGGGAGACCUGCGGCGCCUGGAGCGCAGAUGCCGCGAGCUUUCCUUUGAAAAAUGAAGACGCCUCCGCGGGUGUGAGGCUCGCGGGGGGGGUCGAGGGUGCGCCGAGUCACGCAGCGCCGAGCGGAUCGGCGCUCACAGUUCAUAGGAGAAAAAAAGCAUGCGGAGGUGCGGCGGCUGGCGACGCCAGCAGGGAUGCGGUCACGCCGAAGGAUUCGAGUCACUACCAGCUUCAUCACACGCACUUCGUGGAGAAUGCAGAGAAUUCCUUGCAACAACGCCUUCUAGAGCAGUGUCUAAGUGUCGCUGGGGAAAUGCUCGAGGACAUCCUGGGGGCGACUGAGAAGAUGGACAAGCUACUCAAACCGGCUCUGCUUGCAGACGAGGCGAGUGCGUCUUCCGCGGCUCUGGCGCAACGCCUAGGGAAUGAAGGAUCGCAGAAGAAAACCGGGGCAAAAAAGAGCAGAAACAGCAGUAACGCGCCAGCGCCCGGCUGCGCGAAUGUCGCACCCGGCGUGUUGCCCUUUUUGGCGUCCGUUUUUGACGCCGUCAAAACCGCUCAGCGAGCCGCGACAGAGUUGCCUGAGGCAGUCCACGCGGAACUCUUUUUCUUGUGCUUCCGCUUCCGGCGAAAACUCGGCGAGCGCUUCCAUCGCCUAUGCCGAGCUCUCGACGCAAGGCUCCGCUACAGGCACUUCCUCGAUCCACCUCUGGUGGCUCUCGCCGUUUCGUCAAGCGUCGCGGAGGCGCGGGGCUCUCCGGUGUCUUCCGCGCUGGCGCCGAGCGAGGAGGCAGCAGAGCCUGCGCCGUGGGCGGUCGCCUCCUGCGACCUGCACACCCUGCGGCCGCCGCGAGCGCCUCCCACGGAGUCUGGCGCCGCCGCCGCUGAGCGCCCGCCGAUCGGCACGUUUCUCUUGGCUCAGCGAUGGGACUGGGAACGCGCACUGAGAGCUGCCCUGAGCGCCUGCGCGGCGAACGCGGAGGCCAGCUCGUCGGCAGAGAGUCUCCAGCAGCGCCUCAUCCGUCGCGAGCUCGACGAGGUGCCUCUGCUCUGCGACCUCCGCCCCGUCUGGGCGGCGACGCCCGAAGAAGCCAAGAAGCUUUUCACGCAAGGCAAGGCGGCGGCGGGCCUGCCGAAGGGGCCCAGGGAGGCCAGGCAAGCCGGGGGACAGACGGGAGGCGCGGCCGCCGUCGACGCCGCGGAGGUUUUCGCAGACCUCUUCGAGCCGCGCGCUGGGCCGCGGGCGAAGCUGAGCGACGCAGUCUCUGAAUUUCGGCAGACCUUCUUGAGCGACAUCGAGGGCGGGGACUCAUCGCCCGAGGUCGCCGCUCUCGUGGCGCUGGAGGUCCCUCUGCGGCGAGCCUGCGAAGCGCCAGAAGCCGCAAGUAACACAGCGCAGGCGCGACCUCCUCGUGAAAACCUUUACCUCGUCUACGUCCGCUGCUCGGCGCGCGCGUCAAAGCUUGAAAGUGCAGUCGAGACACGGGAUGGAGCUGACCAGGGCAUCGGCGCGGCCUCUGAGGCGGGGACUGCGGCGAGCCGACAGGCGUCACCCGAUCCGCGCUGCGCGACAGACAGCCCCCCUGCCGAUGGCGUCGGAGGGAGCGAAGAAGCAACCUCGACGCCCGCGGAGCUGCAGCGGCUGAGGUGCACGACCGAAGCAGUGCCGCGGUGGGUAGAUCUCGUGGUGGACACAGACGCGUUUCUCGGGACCUCGCUCGCGCAUACUAUGCUCCAACCUGCGAAAGACAUCGCCCUCGUGGCUUCUCAGCUGCCUCAUUCUCACCCUCCCUCGCCAAAGUUCUCGUCGCUGCUCCACCCGGACCUGAGGCUGACGCCCCCCGAGCUCCAUGGCCGACCCUUUCAGCUGUACGCGAGCCUGUGGGCGGAGGUGGACGCCGUUCCUCCGCUCAUCUCGCAGCUCAAAUGCAGGAUGGCGACGCUCCUUCUUUCCCUCGAGGAAACGAGACAGGACCUGCGCGAGGUGGAGGCCCUGAGCGACGCGGCCACGUGUGCAGCGGACUCAAGGCUAGCCACGACUGAGCUGCUCGCCAGGGACGCGGAGUACAGACGCCUCUUGGAGCUCAGCGCCAAACUCUUCGCGUGGGCUCUCCGCAGUCCCUGCCUGGGUGCGCUAUUUCUGGAAAAGGAACAGGAGUUCGUCUACGACGUUGUCUUCGAGCUGUGGGGGAAGCACGUCGCGGAGGUGAUUGACUGGGUCGCGCAGACGGAGCAGCAGACGCAGCAGCACGAGAGCGGCGAGAGGCCCCUAGAGGGCGAGCUCGCCGUUCUGCGUGGACUGCGCGAAGACUUGCUCUGCGCGGUGGUGCCUGUGCUUCUCCGCGUGAUGCUCGCCUGCGGUCUGCAAGACGCCAACGCACUCGCGCAGGCAACCUACGCGCUCACGAAGCUGCUCACGGCAAGGAACGAGCAACGACACGCGCGGAGGUACGUUCGCGCGACAGUGGCGCGCGUGGAGGAGCUUCUGGCGGCGCUGAUGCAGGAGGAGGCCGGGCGCGAAGUCGACCCCUGUUUGGUUGCGUCUCUGGAGCCUCUUCCGUAUCUGUUGGAGCUCGAAGAUUUUCGCCGAGGCCCGCGGCCUCUGGGCGCCCUCGACGCAGACCGCCCAGCCGCCGAGGUCGUCUCGCGCACGCGCCGCGGCGCCUACGGGCCGCCCUCGAGCCCAGCCGCCCCCGCGGGCGACGACGGCGCGGCCUCGGAGAAGGGCGAGGAGAGCUGCAGCGCCGCGGAAGAAGCGGAGGGCAGGGCGAGCGCCGCGACCCAACCCUGGAACGCAUUCGUGCUCGAGUGCGCGAGCCUGCUGCUGAUGCUCUACGACCUCGCCCUCAAACUCGAUCUUGAGCUGGAGGGGGAAGAGCCGCGCGAGACUGCGGAGGCGAGUUCGAAAAAAGGGCCGCGCCGUCCGGAGGCUGCGGCAAAGGCUGACCAGGCGCGGGCGGAGAGGCUGAUCCGGCGCCAGCUGCAGGCUAUGGGCAACAUAGAUUUGUCGCCGCGGGAGACGCACUUGCGGACGCGUUUGAGCGGGAAUCCGUAUCGCCUGUGUCUGUUUUGGCGGCGGCUGGCGGAGGCGCGCCGGGUGAACGCCGAGAGACUCCUCGCCAAGGCGAUUCGCGAGCUCGAACGCGCCGAGGAGACCGAGCGCCGCCUAGUGCACGGAGCCUGGCGGGCUGCGGAGGACUGGGGUGCAGCGCCCGUCUCGCGCCCGCCGGUGCUCGCCAGCCGCACACUCACUUCGCUUUCCGUCCGCAUGCCCUCCGCGCGGAAAAACAUCAUGUCUCGCGACGCCGCGAUCUCGCUCUUUGGCGGCAGAAUUGUCGGAUCGGGUGUUGCCGUCACCAAGCUCCACACCGAACUCCUCCACACUGGAUUCCGCCAUCGGCCGCAAACUGUAGUCACCAUUCCGAACCUCGCCCCAAACGCCAAUUACCACUUUGCCUGCGAAGAGCAUAUCGACGCGCGAAAGAGUCUGCCUCUGAGCGAGACGACAGCGGCCUUCGGCACGUACUAUCCUUUGUCGCUUCCUUUCCUCUGGCUCCACGUAUUGAGCUCCGCUGAAAAGCUGGGCCUCCGGAGCCUUUCCAAGAUCUGCUGGCAAAACACGUGGAGCUUCUUCUGCGAGGAGAAAAAGAGCCCGCCUGCCGCAAGCGACAUGCGCUUCUCUCGCCUAAGGCCUUCCGUAGUCGAACGCCAGCCUCCGCACGUGCUCAGCGCCUUCGCGCGCGCCGUCUGCUCAAAGUACGCGCCGAGCCGCUUGGCGCCCUCCGCCGCUUCCCCGCCGCGCGCCGGGGAGCCCUCUGCCUCUGCGCUGCAGGCGCGCCUCCAGACGCGAGGCUGGCGCCGCGCGGGCCGCCUGCUGGCUGCGGUGGAGGCUGCGCGGUUCGCAGGGGAUUUCGGAAGCGUCUUCCGCGCCGUGGAGGCCUUCGCGGCGCUCGUGGAGUCUCCUCUCCUGGCCUGCCGCGCGCUGCCGCAUGCGCGGCUCGCGGGGACUCUCACGUGCCUCGUCGCGCUGGAGGCUGCGCCGCGCCGCGCCUGGAGCCCGCGAGGCCACGCCCUUGCCGCUCUCCUCUUGGCGCGGCUGCUCGUGCUUCAGACGCAGCUCCUGCUGCCUCCGCUUUACUCGGCGCUGCACACGACUGCCUCCUUGCCGCGGACAUACCCGGAACGCAUGGGCCGCGCGUCUUUCACGGAAACCGAAAUUCUUCUGCACUCCGCAGUCGCGGCGAUUGUCCUCGGCGGCGACGCCGACAGUGCGCGCUUGAGAGCCGUGCUGCCGGAGACGAGUGAAGAAGAUAUGCAGGCGUCUAUCCGCGAGAUUAUCUCCCUGCGCCGCGCGACAGGAGCGGAGGACUCAGCUCAGUGCGCAUUCUCGAUUCUUGACCGCUUGCGCGUGCGGGAGGUCCUGAGGCUUUCUUCCUCCGCGCCUUCGUCCUCGCCCGCCGCCCCGCGCGGCUCUUCGUUCCCCGCGGCUUUGCACUUUUUCGGCCUGCAGAUGUCGCUCGCGCUGCGGAAAUGCGCCCGCGAGUGGAAGGGGCGCCUGACGCCUGAGUACGCCUGGCUGGUCUGCGAAGCGAGGAGACUUCUCCUGCGUGCUGCCGAUCCACAGCCGCGCGCAGUCGCUGCGUCUCCCUCUCUCUCGUCCUCUUCGGCUCCCGCGUCUGGUCCUGCGGGGUGGAUCCGCGCCUCCGCCGCUGGCGAGGAGCCGCUCGCUGCGGAUGCGUCGAAUUGGGGCGCGGGCGUCGGAGGGCCUGUCUCGCUGGCGGGCCGUCUGGCGACCGUGAGCCGCGCGCUGGUGCAGUUUUUUCUCGAGGAAACCAAGCAGGUUGGAAUUCUCCACUGCGACGUCAUCGAGAAGGUUGUCCCCGGCGGAGGCGACAUGAGUGAAUUGGCUGCCUCGCCUCGCUCCCUCUCUUCGUUUCGUGAGACACCCGCCUUCCUGGUUCGUCUGCUCCCGUCCCCUUCACCGCCUGCUUCACGUGCAUCUUCGCCAGCGGAGAAAAUGCGCGUCGCCGCUCCGUUGCCGGACUGCAGUUUGUCCUCCGCCUCCUCUGCCUCCCUCUCUGCGCCUUCCUCGGGGGCGAGCUCCUCUCCGCUCUCCCCGUCCCCUUCGAAUAAAUGCCGCUUCUUGCGCGACCGCGCGCUGCAGGAGGAGGACGUGCUGGAGUCGCUCGCGGCGGCUGGAGCCUCGCCGCUGACGGUCUGGAUUGCGGAGGUUGAGUUUUUGGCGGUGCUGCCUCUUUUGCAACUCCUUCGCGAGGUCACGCGCGAGGCGCGCGUGGAAGGCUGGCGCUACGCCGUGCUGGACGUGUCGCUGGACGCCGACCAGCGCGAAGCGACUCUGCGAGCCCACGAUCUCCUGUGGGCCUUCGAGGCUGCCGCAGCCGCCGCAGGCUCGCCGGCGGACGGAAAGACACCUGCCGCGCACGCACACGACGAAUGGCUUGCGGCCGAGGCCCAGGCUGAGCUGUCUGCCGCCAGAGAGGGGCGACGCAGAGAGAGGAGGGCUGAGGCGGCCUCUUCGUCUGUCUCAAACUCCAGGUUGGGCGCUUCACCCGCAGGGGGGCCUGUCGCCCGUUCGCCCCGGCCUGCGGCGCCUCCUCCGCCAGCCUCUCCCUGCGGCGCCUCGCCGCCCGCGGCCCCGCCCGGCCCAGAUGCUUCCGCGGACCUGUCGACCCUUUGCACCCCUGCAGAAGACCCGCAGGGCGCGGGUCUGCGGCGGCAAAAUUCCUCUGCCUCUGUCGCUUCGAGGACUGGGCUCGACGCGCGCCGCUCGCUCCUUCCGCGCUCGCAGACGCCAGGGGGGCGAGGGUCCUCGCAGGCGCCUGAAGCGUCGAGAGAUCGCGACGCUUCGGCGUCGUCGUCGUCGUGUCCGCCAGCUGCGCUGCGUUAUGCGUCUUCUGCAUCUUGUGGCUCUUUCGACUUUUUUGAGGCGUUGGAUGGCGCGCGGCGCCGCGAAGCAGAGCUCCGCCUCGUGGCAGCCAUCCUCGGGCACCUGGCGCAGGCGUCGCUUGUGGCGUCUGUCGCAAGGGCCUCUCAGCUGGUGGAGCUCUGCCUGUGCUGCGCCUUGAACACGCUGCUUUGCGCGGUGCCUCUGCCGAAAGAAAUAGUCGACUUGUCAGCGCUGCUGUCGGGAACAGCAGCAGACAGCUGUGAAGGCGACGACGAGCUCCGCGACACCGCCCGCGAGCCCCCCGCCGUCGCGCAGCCGAAUCCAAGCGGUUUGACCUCUGGGUCGCUCGCCGCUGCGCUUGUGACCAGCCACGCAACCCCGGGAGGCCCUGGUGGACUGAGUGUCUCUCUCGGGCGCGAUUUGGCCUUGUCUCCUGCGCGGGACGCCACAUGCGACAGAGCCGCCUCCGCGCCCGGCUUCUCACUCGCUGCCUACCUCCUGAUGGCAGGGUUGAAUCCCUUUUCGCCGGCUGCCGCCCCGCAGCUUUUCGAAAGCGCCCGUGCAGCGGCUCUUCCCGCCGACUUCGGCCUUCCGCUGCCGCCGCUUUUCGCCUCAGCCCUCGGCGGAGACCGCGCGACCGCAGGCGGCUCUGCCGCCGGAGACAGAAGAGACAGGGGCGGUCGGGGCCCAGCGGCGGGUGGCGAGGCUUUGCCGGCGACCUCGGCCGCGAAACCGGCGACAGGCAGCGCAUCUACGCGCGCUUCAGGCGGCGGAAAAGGGACUAUGCUUGGCGAGCGGAGCGCCACGCUGACGCUGCGAGGGCGCGUGGGAGACGCCAAGCCGAUAGGCGGCGUGCUCAGCCCCUCCGCGCUCGGCGGCGUGGGGGGGGCCGGCCCAGGGGCGUGCGCGCGAGAGGAGCGCCGCACUGAAGACAAGGGACAGCCGGAGACUGGAGGCGAGACGGGCGGCGAGCCGCAACGAGACUCCGGAACGACUGCGCGUCUGCUGCCGCCCUUCUGGGUCAGCUUCGGAGUCUUGGCGCAGAUGUGCGUCGACUGGCUCACCUACCGCGCGAACGCAGAGCGGCCUCGAAUCGGCAGCGCGGCGUCGGAACGGGGGCGUGCCGACGCGGAGAGGGAGAACGGAGGCGAGCGCGGAGGCGAGCGCGCGGACACUCCAGAUAGCGCGGACGCAGCGGGCCGCUCCGCACAGGGCUCGCGACGACGCGAAGGUGGCGGCGAAAAUGCGGCUGAGGUGGCAAGCAAGGAUUCCCCGGCGUCCUUUCGACGCCCAGACGAGGAGCGCCAUCGGGAUGGAGAAGGCACGCUGAACAGGAGAGAGACGUCGACUCGCGCCGCGUCUCAGGGCGCUUCCGAGCGACGUUUGCCCUGGUGCGGAGACUGGGAAACGGCGAUGCAGGCUACGCGAGACGUCUCCAGAGGGACUUGGCCAGGAUGCAGCAACGCGUACGAAGAUAUCGGCGGCGACAGACCCCGUUUUGAAACGGCGGACCUCGACUUGCAGAACCUCGCGCGACUUUUUCUUUUUUGCAUCCAAGUCCUGAUGCUCAAGGCGCGGUGGCAUCAAGUCGUCGCGCUGUCCUCGCGCUUCAACUCGCUGACUGGAGGCGUCUUUUCCUUCGCCCUCUCGUCCUACGCGCUCGCGGCGCAGCAGCAGGUCGUCGCGCUGACCAAGGCGGCUGUGGAGGGCAGCAGAGAGCAACUCCGCAGAGCCGAGCGGGAGCUCGCAGGGCCUCGCGGCGACACGCGCAAGACGCAGAGGCGUUUCGCGCGGGUUGGGAAUGCGAGUCGCGAAGAGCGCAUUUUCUUCCAUCGAAAAAAAUGCUACGACGCCGUCCUCGAGGGUCAGCUCUUCGCCUACGGGCUCUCCAGAGCGGUGGAGGCGCGGCUGAAGCAAGAGAAAGCUGAAGCCAGGAGAUACGAGUCUCCAGGCGAGUCACAGCUGCGCUCGGCUCGCUCCGAGUUCUUUCGACUUUGGCGCGACCUAGGCGGUGCGCCGUCGUCUUCCGCCGCUGCAGCCUCUCUGGGCCUCCCUCGCGAGUCUCCUCCAAACGCCCCAAGCCACGGCAACUCAUCGUCCGCGUCCUUUUGCCCUGACCCUUCAGUGUAUUCUUGUGCCGAGGGCGCCGUCGCCUGUGCGUUGCUCCCGAGUUCGUCAGGUUCGGGUUCGCCCUGCGGCUCGCGAUCUGCUUCGUCGCCGCUGCCGCCUUCGUCGGCGUCUCUGGUGACCCGAUCGCGUUCGCCUCCUGUCUCCGCGGGCGCGGAAGCGCGGAGGCAGGCGCUGCUGGAGGCGUACCGCGCGGCUGAAGGGGCUCUGCGUAGACACCAGAAGACGGAUCUUCUGGCGCUGACGCUUUUCGAGAAGGGGAAUUUGCUGUGUGUCUCAGGCCGGCCGCGGCUCGCCGUGAAGGCGUGGCGCGAGGCACUGGGUGCGGUUUACAUGCAGCUCGACCUGUUCGAGGCUUUUUCGGAGAGCAACCACGCGCCGGAUGCGACCCGCGACUGCCUUCGACAGAAAGCAGGCCUCGGAGAGAAGCCGACGAGCCACGACGGCCUAAGCGUAGGCUCCGCCGCUCGCCCAGACUCGCGCCGAGGCGUGACAAACUGGACGUCCGCGGCCUCUGCGGACGAGUCUCUUUGCCUCGUCUCCCUCUCCAGACAAGCGCACGCGAGCGCCUUCGGGGGCGAGCGAUUGAUCCCCUCUUCGCCCGCCGCUCCCCCUGCGACCCCCGCGAACUUCUCCCAGUUGCCUUCCUCCUUCUCGCGGGGAAGCGAGCUGCCGAUUCAGAGCCGACCGCCGCAGGGCGAGCCGCCUGGGGCCUCUCGAUCUGCGUCGGCCGAUCUGCGUUCCUCUGCGUCUGUCUCUCCUCAGAGCGGCUUCUCGACUCGCCUAUCUCUGCAGAGCCUGGUACCUCUGUACUUUGCGGCGCGGCUGGGGUACUUCAACGCGUUGGAUGCCCACCUCUCGGCGGCGCGGUUCGCGGGGGCGCUCGUGGCGCAGAUCCUGGCGCAGGCCGGGCCUGCGCAGACGUCGUCGCCGCGCUUCUUUGCGUGGCGAAGCGACGGCUUCUGGCGGCACCGCCUGCCCGAGUUGGGCCUGCGGGUGGGGUGCCGGCUGCAUGCGCUCUUUGAAGCGUCAGAGACGCGCGUCGCCGGCGCCAACAUGCAGCGCUUCCUCGAGGCGCUUCUCUGGUUUGGCCAAACCCUCCUCGACGCGCGGAGCCACGCAGACAACGCCCACGCACUCUUCGCCCUCGCCGAAUUCGUCGCCGCGGAGGUCUGCCGGUCCCUGCGCGCAGCCACCGAGGGCCGCAUCCGACGGGCUCUGCUGCUCACGAGCGUGGGUGACCUCCAGGCUGCGUUUUGGCAGUUGAUGUGCGUGUGGCAAGGUCAGGACACGCACGGCAGCUCGGCGUUUUCGCGGGACUGCCUCGACGAGACGUUAGAGCCGCAGGGCUCCUGCGGCCUGGUUCACGUCCCCGGCGUGUCGUCCUCGACGGCCCAGCAGCCGUCUUCUCACGCUUCCUCUGCGUCCGGGUCUGCUGCGGCCUCUCCCUCUGCUUCGGCGGUCGGCGGUGCGCUGAAUCGGCCGCGCGUCGAGGACGGCUUCGUGAACUUCAGGCCUCCGCACUCCGCUACGAACGCGCGGGCGCUCGAGGCUACGCUGGCCUUGGCUCUCUCGCCGCAGCAGGAAGAGAGCUUGGGGCGUGAAAACGCCUUCUUGUUCGCUCUCGCGCGGGCACAGUGCUGCUUCGCCGCUGACGAAAGGCUGCCCGUCCAUCUAGGCGACAGAUUUCAGUACCAUUCAGAGCGCCUUGAGCGCCUCUCGGCUCUCGAAGCGUUCCUGCUCAGCCUUGCGAAGGACAUCCUCGCGGACCGGCAGCACGAGGGAGGGCGACCGAUUCCGCUCCUUCCAGAGGCCUCUCCGGUCUCUGCGACAGCGAGCCGGGGAUCGCGACAGGCGGGAAGCGGCGGCGGCAGGGCCUCAGGCCCCGCGGGGGGCGCGGGCGAACAGCCGCUCCCGGUCAGCGCGAAAAGUGAAGCAGGAGGGGCGUCCUUUUUCGAGGUUGCUCAGCGGGCGCAGGAUCUCCAUCUUAUUAGGGCCCUCGCGUGGGAGGCGCUCCUGCGGGCGCUGCUGCUGCUGGCGAGUGUGUAUGAGGCGAAGGCGACGCCGAGGGAGGCGUUUGUGGUGCUUCAAGCGGCGGCGGAGCUGGCAGCGCGGCGCCUCCGCGGCCUGCGCCUCGACUCUUCGCGGCCCUGCGUCGCGCCUCGGCGUCGCGUGCCUAGCGCGAACGAAGGAAACAGAGCCGGCGAAGAGGCAUCAGGGCACGCAGGAAGGGGCGAAGCCAAGAGCGCAUCGCGGCCUCGAGAACGAACAGGAGAGAAGUCAGCUGCAGACGAGCGUGACGAGGAGGAGACCCUCGCCUUCAGGCCCCCUGGCGUUGACAUUCUCUAUCCCAUGCCCGAGCUGAGGCUUCAGCUUUAUCUCCGCCUAAGCCAGGCAGCUGUCCAGCUGUCUCGAACGGAGGCGUCAUCGCUCGUUGACGCCCUCCUCGAGCGCGCGUCAGGCCACCGGGCGUCCUCUGAGCCAGGCGCUUUCUCGCGGACUCGCCUCUCGCCUUCGCCUUCGCGCCCGGAUUCGUUCACUUCGCUCGCAGCGCUCUCUACUCGAUCCUCGCUGCGGAGCGCCUCUGCGUCGGCGUCCUCGCUCGGACUCUCACCUCUGCCGACUCCUGCGCCACCUCCCUGCCCGCCGUCAGCGCUCGCCCCUGCGCCGCCGCCGCCUCUGGAGCGCCGCCGCAGUCUGGCCACCGCCUGCGCGCCUCUGCUGGUGGUCGACGGCCUCCUCACUCGCGUCGAGGCGCUUCUGCUGGAGGGUCGCCUCCGCGAGGCCUUCGGCGCGGCCCUGGGCGCGCUCAGGUAUUCGGAACACCUGCACCUGCAGAACUCGCUGCAGUUCGUCAGGGCCUGCCAGGCCGUCUAUCUCCUUCUCGCUUCGCAGCCCCAGCUCUUCGCCCACCGCCUCGCAGAGGAGGCCGGCGCAGACACGCGCAGCGCCACGCAGAGCGACGCCUCCCAAGCCGAGGCCGGAAGAGCAGGCUGCGCGCCUGCGACCUGUGCUGCCGAAGGCGCUGGACGUCCCGCGGCCGGGGAAACGCGCCUCGCGGAGCUCUGCGCUCUGCUCACCAGCCCACAGAAAACUCUCUUGCCGUCCUCUCGCUCGGGCAGCAUGCGGGACGGAGUACCAACUCCACCGACGCCCUCCCUCGCGUCCGGCAAGAAGGAGGUGCUCGCCUCGCUUUCUGCGCAAGUCUCGCGAGAGAGGGGGGAAAAGGCAAGGGCCGGGUGCCCUCUCUCGCAGUCCAUCUGGCUCUUCGCGGAGCAGCAGGAAAGGGCGAGGCGGGGCGACGCCAGAGAGGGCGACGAGGGCAGCGGGAAUCCAAGAGCCUCCGCAGAGCGCAAGGCAGCAGGGCGCGCGUUGCCACGCUCCGCUGCGUCUGGCCUUCGCGGCAAAGCGCGAAGGAGGGAGGAUUGCGUCCACGCAGACGAAGGCCUUCUGAGCCUUCCGCUGUGCAGGAAUGCAGCGGAGAUGGCGCAAACCGGGAAGAAAGGCUGCGCCCUCCCUCUGUCCUCCGUCGCGUACGCCGCAGGAGGGUCUCAGUUCGCGCGACUGUCGCUGCUCCAAAACCUUCUCAUCGAAGCCAUUCAACGACUAGAUGCAAACUUCCUCAAACACGAAGCGUCGCACGGAGCCGGGGACGAGUCCGAGACGCCUCUCCCGCGCCACGCCGUCAACGCCUCCGAAGGCGGAAAGCGCGAAGCGACCAGCUGCGUCUCGCAGGCGGAGGAGACUGGCGACGCACGCUCCAAGCUGGAGGAGACUGUUUCUCGUCCCGCGGAGCCUCGGGCUGCAGAGGGCCUUCUCCUCAGCGGAGCCGGGCUCCUCUCGCCCUCCGCGUUUGGAGCCGACUUCGACGCGGCUGUCGUCAUGAGCCUGAUUCGCGCGGUGUCGCCCAGCGAGGCGACCUGCCGACCCGCGGCGCCUUCGCCUGCUAGGUCGUCGUCGCAGACCUUCUCUGUCGAGGUUCCCCCCUCUUCUCUGCUUGCGCCUCUCAGCGCGUUCGCCGCAGAGUUGCUUCCGCUGUCGCUGCAAGUGGCGAGGACACCAAUGCCCUAUUCGCACUUUCUCGCUUUCGUCGCGCAAGAAAACCGCUUGCGUGGCACCUGUCCUCCUUUCCUGCAGCCGCCAGGAGGCGGCGGCCCGGAGUGGGAGGCACCCUCUCCCCCUGUCUCUUCGGGCGCGCCGGAGCCCAACCUGUACGUGCCGGAGCAAGAGCAACGGCUGCGCCUGGGCGUGGAGCUGCUCGACGUGCUGCUCAAAAAGGGCGACUACGUGCGGGCGAGUUUCCUUGCGGCAGACCUGGUGCCGCGCGUCGGCAGGAUCGCGGCGGUGCUCCCUUUCUUGAGUGCGCGCCUCGGGCUUCUGCAUCUCCAGGCCCGGAGACUGGGGACAGACCGGGCUCGCCUGGAGAGACAGACUCUGCGCCUCGUCGACCCGAACCUGCGCGCGCCGUCGCCGCCGGUGCUUCGACCCGACGAACGGCGCUGCCGAGACCGGCACUGGAUGCGGCAGGUGGGGAAAUACGUGGGCACCGUGCGUAGCCUCUCGGCGUUCACCGAGGCUCUCUGCGGCCACGACUUCGAGCUUCUCGUGGCGCUCUACCAGGAAGGCCUGCGCGGUCUCCUCACCUACUUUCUGCUGGAGGAGGCGUGCCAGCCUGCGACCGCCGCGAGAAAGGCCGCCGUCAUGAUGAUCUGCGCGUUUGGCGCGGCAGUCGAGGAGACGGCCGGCCUUCAGAGGAAGUCUCUCAAGAGCGCCGGCGUCUUCAUCACUGCGGGCUCCGAAAAAAUCAGCCAGGGCGGAGGAGGCGGCAGGGGCGCGGGAGGCCUCUCUGUGCCUCCGGCCUUCGCGGGGACAGGCGGCGGAUCCCAGGGUGCCAGGGACGGAGACAAAGGAGAGAGAGGUAGCCAGGCCGCCCUAGACACGGGAAAACUGCCCGCUGCAGUCACUAAAUUCCUCGCCGCGGUCGUCGCCAGGGAGGAAAACAGGACUGAAGACUGGGAACUCGCCUCGCCGAAUCCAGAUACGAAGCUGGCCCUGCCUUCGCUGCUAGCUUGCCUUUCUUCUCUCCGCGCCCGGUGUGCGCUCUUCAACUCGUUUCAGCGAGAAGACCGGGCGACGGCGGACUUCCUCCACACGCUUCUGGCUUCGCACGUGCCGCGGCAUCGCGCCCUCGCAUGCCUCUCUCGCAACCCAUUCCUUCUGCCUGGCAGCGCCAAGCCGGCUGUCGAGGCCGCCGCGAGCGGAGCGGCAGCGACCCCGACGCCCCUGAAGGCUUCCGGUCUACCGCCCCCCUCAUCUGCGCCGGCGCCGGCGCCAGCCGCCGGGCUUGCCGCGCCAACCUCUGCGGGGGCGCAUGUCUCCUCGGCUUUUUUCGCUCAGCCGGAUGAGGCAGCCCUCGAGGCCGCGUGGCGGGCCUUCACGGAGGGGCCUUCGCGGCUAGCCUGGAUCUGCCUGCCGCCCGCGCCCUUUGACUCGGCUGAAAACGCGGCGCUCGACGCCUCAGCGCGCCAGUGGACGCUCGCCGCGCCGCAGACCGACUGCGACACCGUGGUGCUGCUGGCGUGCGCACGCGGAAGGACGCUGGCGGCGGGAGGAGGCGCCACGGCAGAGAAGGCCGAAAAAGGAGACAAAGCUGAAAAAGGCGCCAAGGCUGAAAAAGGAGACAGAUCUGAAAGAAGCAGCCUCGCCCUAGUCUCCGGCGCUUCUGCUCAGCUGAGCGGGUCCGCGCGGUCGGCGGGGCUCUCUCCCGAAGCAGGAGCGAAAGAGAAAGGCAGCGCGUCGUCGUCGUCCGUGGCCCACGAGGCCUCCGUCUCAAGCCCCUCCGCGAGGACGGGCAGAGAAGGGCUCGCGGGCGGAGAGAGAGGCCCGGAGGGAGGCGAGGACCACCCCAGAGGGGACGAGGCCCUCGCGGAGACCGGCUGCGAGGCUACCGUGUACCUGGGUCAGUACAGCCGGAGUCGGCUUCUCGAAUUAAGCUUGCUGUUCAAGAAGCUCGGCCGGCAGGUCCCUCGAGGCGGCCGCGGAGCCUGGACUCCGGCGCAAGCCGCCGCGCUUCCGGCGGCGCAGCUCCUGCCUCAGGCCUGCCCGCCGUCGUGGGCGACGGAGGAGAACCUGGCCACGUACCGAGUGCGGCCGCUCGAGUGCAGGCCUGCUCGGCACCCUGAACGGUGGAGGGGCGGAGGCAGGGCGUCGCGGCUGUCCAGCGCGCCUCGGCCGUUCUCCGCGGGGAGUCUCCGAGCCGGCGCCUCUGGCGGCCCCGCGCAAGUCGCCUCCGUCCUCGGGCCUUCGCAGUCUGGCAGCUCCGCGCUCUGUUCCUUUUCGUCCUCGGCGUUUCUGGGAAGUCGUGUGGGCGGGCUGAGCGGCGCAGGGCGGAUAGAGCUCGGCGGCGCGCCAGGCCGCCGCGUAGGCGCCCUCGAAUUCAUUCAGGAGCUCAAUCACGAGGACAGCCUCCGCGUGCAUACCGCCAGGCGAGCGCAAGCCGUCAAAGCCGUCUACCGACUCUGGAGUGACUUGCGCGCGCUCACGAAGGAGCUGCCCGCCGCGGGGCAGGGAGCUCCCCCCGCGCACGAGCCGACCAAGGGGGGGAGCGCGAAGAACAAAAAGACAGGGACUUCCCAGGCCGCGGCAGCUUCGGGCGAGCCUUCCGCGCCGAGCCCUGUCGCAUACCCCGAGGCGGGUCCUGCGGCCACCCAAAACGCCCGCGCGAGCGUCAUCGACGGGGUCGGCGAGGAGGUUCUUCACCGCUUUCUGGCGCUUUGUGCGGAGCUCGCCAACCCCGUUUACACCGCGAACACGAGUGAAAGCGAGGCGCUCAAUCGCUUCUUGACAAACGCCCUCACGCCGUGUGCCAUCAGCCAUGUCUCCAGCGGCGAGCAGUCCACGGAGGAGUGA
Besnoitia besnoiti is the source of this 16296-nucleotide messenger RNA. RefSeq lists its product as uncharacterized. The record is from RefSeq and is a predicted model, not a curated record. Bases 1 to 16296 code for a protein of 5431 amino acids. Lineage: Eukaryota; Apicomplexa; Conoidasida; Eucoccidiorida; Sarcocystidae. The transcript has 27 exons.